CAAAGCUUAUAUAUACACUACAUCAUCGAUGAAUACAUCGCAGUAUAUGGACAAGCAGAUCAUGGAUCUAACAAAUUCACCGAGCAACAAUGACUUCAUCAACCUCAUGAACCCUCACGAGGACAUUAGCGGCAGUACAAAAGGGGAAAGUAUUGUUCCGGGUUACGAAUUCCAUCCGAUUCGCCCAACUGGAUCAUCGCCGCCGAAAUCUAAUGUUGAUUCGGGUCAUAUUACUGGAGUUAGGGCUUGGAAUUCUGCUGAAUUUAAAAGCAACACUGCUAGCAUCAGAAAUUAUGGUUCUCUUGACUCGCUUGCACCGGCCAAACUCGUUGUGGAUAAAGAUCUGAGCACUGUUGAUUCAUCUUUGUUAUUUGAAAUUGAUCAUACAGUGAAGAAGUACGCUGAUAGUCUUCUACAUGCAAUAGAGAGCGUUAGUGCUCGACUAUCACAGGUAGAAACUCAAAGUCGCCAGAUUGAAACUUCUCUUGAUGACCUUAAGCUUUCUGUUGAUAACAACCACGGGAGCACUGAAGGAAAACUGAGACUGGUGGAAAAUAUUUUCAGAGAGGUGCAAGAUGGUGUACAGGUCAUAAAGAAUAAGCAGGAUAUAAUGGAUACUCAACUACAGCUUGCAAGAUUUCUAGUUCCAAAGCUUGAGCAGGAAGUAGACACCCACAAUACUACACACGUGGACUCAGCACAACCAAGGUCAUCUGCUCCUGUUCUGUCUCACCAACAAUUUCCCCCUGUUGUUGCGCUUGCUCAACCGCCUUUCACUCUUCCUCCACCUAAUGCUCCUCCACCCCCUCCGCAACAGAAUACACUAUCUCAAGUUCAGCUUCAGAACCAGUUGGCCCAGAACCCAAUUCCUUCUAGCACUCAAAAAGAAACUUAUUUCCCACCGAUUGGUCAAGCACUAGGAAACUCUUGUCAGCAGUACCAGCUGCCGGCACCGCAUCAGCCACAGACCUCUAUCCCACCACCUCCACAUCAAGGGUAUCAGCCUUUGCCUUCACCACUGUACUCGCAGCCACCUCCACCUCUUCAAGGGCAUCCGCCUUAUACAUCUGUUAAUCGCUCACAACCUCAACCUCCAUUGAGCCAUCAUCCUGAGGAGAGACAUCGUAUAGAAUCGCAGAAUUAUCCACUACCAAAUACCAGUCAACCUCCCCCUAAUCCAUCAAGUGGAGCCCCUGCGUCCCAGCAGUUUUACGCAGCUCCCUCUAAUAUGUUUGAGCUCGCAUCUGGCAGACAGGUUUCUGGAUUUUCUGGUGCUCAUGGUCCAUCCACUGGCCCGGGUGAAUCUUAUCCUUAUAGCGGUUCCCCUGUCCAGUAUGGCAGUGACUCCCCUUUUAAAUCGCAGCAACUUGCUUCGGCCGCAAUGGGCCAGAGUGGUGGAAGUGGUUAUCCACACCUCCCCACAGCAAGAAUAUUACCUCAAGCACUACAUACCGCUUCUACAGUUGGUAGUGGGUCUAGUUCUCCUCGUACUGGAACUAGAGUUCCUAUUGAUGAUGUAGUUGAUAAAGUGACAAAUAUGGGAUUUUCAAGAGACCAAGUAAGAGCAACAGUGCGGAGAUUGACAGAGAAUGGACAGUCAGUUGAUUUGAAUGUGGUGUUGGACAAGUUGAUGAACAAUGGGGAAAGCCAGCCGCCACAAGGCUGGUAUGGUAGAUAACAUGUUUUCCUCUUAUUCAUGUUUCUGUACAGAAGUAGUUUGAGUUAUAUAGACCAGAUUUGGAAAUAAAGAAAAUCAUACGAAAUUUUGAAAAAAAAAGAAAAUAUUUGUUUGGAUUUAAGCGAUUCUGUUGUGUCAUAAAACUUCAUUCUUGUGCUUACACAGUGUUUGUUGUUCAUUAAUGUGACAUUUCGGUUCCCUUCUUUGUG
Nicotiana attenuata is the source of this 1887-nucleotide messenger RNA. RefSeq names its product velvet complex subunit B-like. The record is from RefSeq and is a predicted model, not a curated record. NCBI's taxonomy places the organism in Eukaryota, Viridiplantae, Streptophyta, Magnoliopsida, Solanales, Solanaceae.